This is a messenger RNA of Salarias fasciatus (jewelled blenny), 11888 nucleotides long. Its product is annotated as huntingtin. Bases 243 to 9710 code for a protein of 3155 amino acids. The record is from RefSeq and is a predicted model, not a curated record. Lineage: Eukaryota; Metazoa; Chordata; Actinopteri; Blenniiformes; Blenniidae. The transcript is spliced from 67 exons. Gene Ontology annotation, cellular component: cytoplasm; nucleus.
GUGAUUGGUCGGGGGAACGCAGCGCUGCAUCAAAGAUGGCUUAUUAUCGACCAACAUUUGGUUUAUUGAGGAACCACGCUGUGGUGGAAUAAAAGACGUCUGGAGAGCCGGUGGUAGCUGUCGCGGGCAGUGUUAGCACUCUCGUCGCACUACGCACCUCUCGCUCUCUGCGCGCGCCUACGUUAACUUGUGCUAGCUAGUUAGCUCCCGUAGUAAAUAUUAGCUCAUUGUAGAUUGGUAAAAUGGCCACCAUGGAGAAACUGAUGAAGGCCUUUGAGUCUCUGAAGUCAUUCCAACAACAGCAGGGGCCGCCAACUGCGGAGGAGCUGGUCCAGAGACAAAAAAAGGAGCAGGCAACCACAAAGAAGGACAGGGUGACCCACUGCCUGACAAUAUGUGAAAACAUUGUGGCUCAGUCGUUGAGAACGUCCCCCGAGUUUCAGAAACUGCUCGGCAUCGCCAUGGAGAUGUUCCUGCUCUGCAGCGACGACAGUGAGUCAGACGUCCGCAUGGUUGCCGACGAGUGCCUGAACAAAAUCAUCAAAGCCCUGAUGGACUCCAACUUGCCUCGACUGCAGCUGGAGCUGUAUAAAGAAAUAAAAAAGAACGGUGCCUCUCGGAGUUUGAGGGCAGCGCUGUGGAGGUUCGCUGAACUUGCCCACCUCAUCAGACCACAGAAAUGCAGGCCCUAUCUGGUCAACCUGUUGCCGUGCCUCACCAGAAUCACCAAACGACAGGAGGAGACGGUGCAGGAGACGCUCGCCGCAGCAAUGCCCAAGAUCAUGAUGGCCUUGGGGCACUUCGCUAACGAUGGAGAGAUCAAGGUGCUGCUCAAAUCAUUUGUGGCCAACCUGAAGUCCAGCUCCCCCACCAUCAGACGGACAGCCGCCAGCUCCGCCGUCAGUGUGUGUCAACACUCCAGACGCGCCAGCUACUUCUACACUUGGCUUCUCAACGUCCUGCUGGGUCUGGUGGUUCCAGUUGAUGAGGAACAUCCCACCCAUCUCAUUCUGGGGGUGCUGUUAACGCUCCGCUACCUAAUGCCGCUGCUGCAGCAGCAGGUGAACACCACCAGCCUCAAAGGAAGCUUUGGAGUCAUGAGAAAAGAGGCGGACGUGCAGCCCACCCCUGAACAGCUUCUCCAGGUGUACGAGCUGACCCUACACUACACACAGCACUGGGAUCACAAUGUGGUCACGGCCUCUCUGGAGCUGCUGCAGCAGGUGUUCAGGACUCCGCCACCGGAGCUUCUGCACAUGCUCAUCACCGCCGGCAGCAUUUCACACGCCACCGUGUUCCGUCAGGACGCAGAGAGCCGCGCACGCUCCGGCAGCAUCCUGGAGCUCAUCGCGGGGGGAGGGUCUUCCUGCAGUCCGCUCCUUCUCAGGAAACAGAGAGGUAAAAUUCUUUCUGGGGAGGAGGAUGGGUUAGAAGAUGAUCCUGAGAGGACGGAGGUCACGACUGGAGCCUUCACAGCCUCGGUCGUCGGCGCAGACGGCUCCUCCGCGGCUCAGGUGGACAUCAUCACCGAGCAGCCCCGCUCCUCCCAGCACACCCUGCAGCCCGGCGACUCGGUGGACCUCAGCGUGUCCUCGGAGCAGGGAGGGGGCGGGACGUCUGCGUCCGGCACCCCGGAGUCGCCCAACGACAACGAGGAGGAGAUGCUGAGCCGCAGCUCCAGCGGCGGAGCCAACGUCACCCCCGAGACGGCGGACUACACCACGCCAGAGAACGCCACCCCGGAGGGAGGGCCGCUGGGGGAAGGCGUCACACUGCUGGGCACCAACGACCGCUCGCUCCCCCCCAGCGACUCCUCCCAGACCACCACGGAGGGCCCGGACUCGGCCGUCACCCCCUCCGACGUGGCAGAGCUGGUCCUGGAUGGCAGUGAGAGCCAAUACUCCGGGAUGCAGAUUGGAACACUACAGGAUGAAGAAGAUGAAGCAACUGCUGCAGCGUCUUCCUCUCAGGAGGAGCCUCCCGAACCAUUCCUGCAGUCAGCACUGGCUUUGAGCAAGCCGCACCUUUUCGAAGGCCGAGGCCACAACCGGCAGGGCUCCGACAGCAGCGUGGACCGCUUCAUACCAAAGGAUGAACAAGCUGAGCCCGAACCGGAAAACAAGCCAUCACGGAUUAAAGGUGCGAUCGGACACUACACCGACCAGGACGUGGAGCCGCUGGUUCACUGCGUCCGGCUUCUCGCCGCUUCCUUUCUGCUGACCGGACAGAAAAACGGUUUGAUUCCUGACAAAGAGGUGCGAGUGAGCGUGAAGGCUUUAGCAGUCAGCUGCGUGGGAGCCGCCGCAGCGCUGCAUCCCGAAGCCUUCUUCAACUCUCUCUACCUGGAGCCGCUGGAUGGCGUCCCAGCCGACGAGCAGCAGUAUAUCAGCGACGUCCUGGGGCUGAUUGAACACGGGGACCCUCAGAUCAGGGGGGCCACAGCCAUCCUCUGCGGGGCCAUCAUACAGGCUGCCCUCAUUAAAACACGCUACAACAUACACACUUGGCUGGCCAGUGUGCAAAGCGCAACAGGUAACCCUCUGUCCCUGGUGGACUUGGUGCCUUUGCUCCGGAAGACUCUAAAAGACGAGUCUUCCGUCACCUGUAAGAUGGCCUGCUCUGCAGUGAGGCACUGCAUCAUGACGGUGUGCAGCAGCACUUUGAGUGAACUCGGCCUGCAGCUGGUCAUCGACCUGUUCGCUCUCAAGGAUUCUUCCUAUUGGCUCGUUCGGACCGAACUCUUAGAAACUCUGGCUGAGUUGGACUUCCGAUUAGUUAAUUUCUUGGAAAGGAAAAAUGAGGCGUUGCACAAAGGUGAUCAUCACUACACCAGGUGUCUCCGACUGCAAGACAGAGUCCUGCAUGAUGUUGUGAUACAUCUGUUGGGAGAUGACGAUCCCAGAGUGAGACAUGUGGCUGCAUCUGCUGUCAGCAGAUUGGUUCCCAGGUUGUUCUAUGACUGCGAUCAGGGCCAGGUGGACCCGGUGGUGGCGAUCGCCCGGGACCAGAGUUCAGUCUACCUGCAGCUGCUCAUGCACGAGACGCAGCCGCCCUCCCAGUUCACAGUUAGCACAAUCACGAGGAUGUACCGCGGCUACAACUUCUCCACCGCUGUGUCUGACGUGACCCUGGAGAACAACCUGUCCAGAGUCGUAACUGCCGUCUCCCACGCUUUCACCUCAUCUACCUCCAGAGCGCUGACAUUUGGCUGCUGUGAGGCUCUGUGUCUCCUGGCUACAAACUUUCCAGUGGGCACUUGGAGCACAGGCUGGCACUGUGGUUACGUGAGCUCCAGCAGCAGCUUUUCCUCCCGGUCUAGUCUGAACCGCAGCAGAGGCCGAACGCUCAGUUUGUCACAGAACCCCACUGCUCCAGCAUCAUCGGGCACCUCGUCGGCUGCAGACGCCGAGCGGAAGACUCUCACGGUGGGGAUGGCCAACAUGGUGCUGUCUCUGCUCUCCUCCGCCUGGUUUCCACUCGAUCUUUCUUCACAUCAGGAUGCCCUUCUGCUUUCUGGCAACCUGCUUGCUGCUGUCGCUCCUACAUGCAUGCGCAACCCUUGGGCCGGAGAGGAGGAGACCAGCAGCGGGAACGCCACCACAGGCCAAAGCAAGAUGGAGGAACCCUGGGCCGCUCUGGCCGAACGCUCCCUGGUGGGCAUGGUGGAGCAGCUCUUUUCCCAUCUGCUCAAGGUCCUCAACAUCUGUGCUCACGUGUUGGACGACACUCCGCCAGGACCAGCAGUGAAGGCCGCUCUUCCGUCUUUGAGCAACACUCCGUCCCUCAGCCCAAUCCGCAGGAAAGGCAAAGACAAGGACGCCGCGGAGCCGGGCGCCGCCCCCAUGAGCCCGAAAAAGAGCAAUGAGCUCAACACGGGCAGGCCGAGCGACGGCACCGGAUCAGCGGCCGUAAACAAAUCGACCACCCUGGGAAGUUUUUACCACCUUCCGCCCUACCUGAAGCUCUACGAUGUGCUCAAGGCCACGCACGCCAAUUACAAGGUGACACUGGACCUCCACAGCCAGCAGGAGAAGUUUGGGAGUUUCCUGCGGUCCACUUUAGAUGUCCUGUCUCAGCUGCUGGAGCUGGCAACACUACAUGACAUUAGCAAGUGUGUGGAGGAAAUCUUGGGCUACCUCAAGUCCUGCUUCUCCAGAGAACCUACAAUGGCAACAGUUUGUGUACAGCAGCUGUUGAAAACCCUGUUUGGGACGAACCUGGCCUCUCAGUGCGAGGGCGUCCUGAGUGGGCCCAGCCGCUCCCAGGGCAAGGCGCUCCGCCUCGGCUCCUCCAGCCUGCGACCGGGACUCUACCACUACUGCUUCAUGGCGCCGUACACACACUUCACCCAGGCUCUGGCCGACGCCAGCCUCCGCAACAUGGUGCAGGCGGAGCAGGACCAGGACACGUCUGGUUGGUUCGACGUGAUGCAGAAAGCUUCGACUCAGCUGAGGUCCAACAUCGCCAAUGCCACGCGCCACAGAGGAGACAAGAAUGCCAUUCACAACCACAUCCGGCUGUUUGAGCCUCUGGUGAUCAAAGCUUUGAAGCAGUACACCACCAGCACCUCUGUGGCCCUGCAGCGCCAGGUGCUGGACCUGCUGGCACAGCUGGUGCAGCUCCGAGUCAACUACUGCCUGCUCGACUCGGAUCAGGUGUUCAUAGGCUUUGUCCUGAAGCAGUUUGAGUACAUUGAAGUGGGGCAAUUCAGAGACUCCGAGGCGAUCAUUCCCAACAUCUUUUUCUUCCUGGUCCUGUUGUCGUACGAGCGAUACCACUCCAAGCAGAUCAUCAGCAUCCCAAAGAUCAUCCAGCUCUGUGACGGCAUCAUGGCCAGCGGCAGGAAAGCUGUCACACACGCCAUCCCUGCCCUGCAGCCAAUAGUUCACGACCUGUUCGUGUUGAGGGGCUCCAACAAAGCCGACGCAGGCAAAGAGCUGGACACGCAGAAGGAGGUGGUGGUCUCCAUGCUCCUCAGACUGGUCCAGCACCACCAGGUGCUGGAGAUGUUCAUCCUCGUUCUGCAGCAGUGUCACAAAGAAAACGAAGACAAGUGGAAGAGGCUGUCCAGACAGAUCGCAGACGUCAUACUCCCUAUGAUCGCUAAGCAGCAGAUGCAUCUGGACUCUCCGGAGGCGUUAGGAGUGUUGAACACACUGUUCGAGUCUGUGGCUCCUUCCUCUCUCCGACCUGUUGACAUGCUGCUCAAGAGUAUGUUCACCAUCCCCGCCACAAUGGCGUCUGUGGCGACCGUCCAGCUGUGGGUGUCGGGAAUCCUGGCCGUACUCCGGGUGCUCGUCUCCCAGUCCACCGAGGACAUCGUCCUGUCUCGGAUCCACGAGCUGUCUCUGUCCCCUCACCUCCUCUCCUGCCACACCAUCCGCCACCUGCACCAGCAGAGCCCGUCCUCCAGCGGCCUUCCCCCUGCGGACACGCUGGGAAACCAGGAAUCCAACGGGGAAGCACAGAAGGCUCCGCCUGAGGAAACCUUCGCCCGGUUCCUGCUGCAGCUGGUCGGGGUGUUGCUGGACGACAUUUCCACCCGGCAGGUGAAAGUGGACAUCACUGAGCAGCAGCACACCUUCUACUGCCAGCAGCUGGGCACGCUGCUCAUGUGUCUGAUACACGUCUUCAAAAGUGGAAUGUUCCGCAGGAUCACGGCUGCAGCCAGCCGGGUCCUGAAGGGCGAAGGUGGACAGACCGGUGCCGAGGCCAGCCUCUUCUACCCGUUAGAAGGCCUGAACAACAUGGUGCAGAGCCUCAUCACCACCCACCCCUCCCUGGUGCUGCUGUGGUGUCAGGUCCUCCUCAUCAUCAACUACACCAACUACUCCUGGUGGACGGAGGUUCACCAGACGCCCCGAAGACACAGCCUCUCAUGUACGAAGUUGCUGAGCCCUCAUUCGUCGGGAGAAGGAGAAGAGGACAAGCCCGAGUCGCGCUUGGCGAUGGUCAACAGAGAGAUCGUACGCCGGGGGGCUCUGAUCCUCUUCUGCGACUAUGUGUGUCAGAACCUCCACGACUCCGAGCAUCUCACCUGGCUGAUCGUCAACCACGUGCGCGACCUGAUCAGCCUUUCCCAUGAGCCUCCGGUGCAGGACUUCAUCAGCGCCGUCCACCGCAACUCGGCCGCCAGCGGCCUCUUCAUCCAGGCCAUCCAGUCCCGCUGCGACAACCUGACCACCCCCACCAUGCUGAAGAAGACUCUGCAGUGCUUGGAAGGGAUUCACCUCAGCCAGUCUGGCUCGCUGCUCAUGCUUUAUGUGGACAAACUGCUCAAUACUCCCUUCAGAGUUUUGGCCCGCAUGGUGGACACGCUGGCAUGUCGCAGGGUGGAGAUGCUGCUCGCCGAGACGCUGCAGAACAGCAUAGCUCAGCUGCCAGUGGAGGAACUGGACCGGAUCCAAGAAUACCUCCAGACCAGUGGCUUGGCUCAGAGACAUCAGAGGUUUUACUCCCUGCUGGACAGGUUCAGAGCCACGGUCGCCGACACUAACAGCCCCUCCCCUCCCGUGACCUCUCACCCCCUGGACGGGGAGCCGCCCCCUGCCCCCGAACUGGUCAUUGCAGACAAGGAGUGGUACGUUGCUCUGGUGAAGUCUCAGUGUUGUCUCCGUGGAGAUGUUUCCUUGUUGGAGACAACGGAGCUUCUUACCAAACUGCCUCCUGCAGAUCUCCUCAGCAUCAUGAGCUGCAAGGAUUUCAAUCUCAGCCUGUUGUGCCCGUGCCUGAGUAUGGGAGUGCAGCGGUUAGCACGGGGUCAAGGGUCACUUUUGUUAGAGACAGCCUUGCAGGUGACCCUGGAGCAACUGGAGGGGGUCACCGGGUCUCUUCCCGCCCCUCACCAGUCCUUCCUGCCUCCGGCCCAGACAGAGCCGUACUGGGACAAACUGGGAGACGUCUACGACGAGCCGGGGUUCUACCCCAGGGUCCUGUCGCUCUGCAGAGCGCUCUCCCAGUAUCUGCUGAGUGUGAGCCAGCUGCCGUCUUCGCUGCGUAUCCCCGCUGACAAGGAACACCUCAUCACCUCGUUCACCGUCACCGCCACCGAGGUGGUGGUGUGGCGUCUGCUCCAGGACCGCCUGCCCCUCAGCGUGGACCUGCAGUGGGCCCUGUCCUGUCUGUGUCUGGCUCUGCAGCAGCCGUGCGUCUGGAACAAGCUCUCCACCCCGGAGUACAGCACACACACCUGCUCGCUCGUCUACUGCCUCAGUCUCAUUAUUGCUGCAGUGGCUGUGAGUCCCGGCGACCAGCUGCUGUAUCCAGAGAAGAAGAAGACUAAAGGAGACCCCGAAGAAGACCAGGUGGACUCGGCUCGUGCCGAUCACAUGUGUGAGUGGCAGGCGUGUGAGAUCAUGGCGGAGCUGGUGGAAGGCCUGCAGAGCGUCCUCUCCCUGGGUCAUCAUAGAAACACAGAAUUUCCCGCUUUCCUCACACCGAUGUUGCGGAACAUCGUUAUAAGUCUGUCCCGCCUGCCUUUGGUCAACAGCUACACCCGAGUCCCUCCACUGGUUUGGAAACUGGGCUGGUCCCCUCAGCCAGGAGGAGAGUUCGGUACAACGUUGCCAGAGAUCCCUGUGGACUUCUUGCAGGAAAAGGACGUCUUCAGAGAGUUUCUCUAUCGCAUCAACACACUAGGUUGGAGCAGCAGGACUCAGUUUGAGGAGACGUGGGCCACCCUGCUGGGGGUGCUGGUCACCCAACCCAUCACGAUGGACCAGGAGGAGGAGACGCAGCAGGAGGAGGACCUGGAGCGGACCCAGCUGAAUGUGCUGGCCGUGCAGGCCAUCACCAGCCUGGUGUUGAGUGCCAUGACCCUUCCCACCGCCGGGAACCCUGCAGUCAGCUGUCUGGAACAGCAGCCCCGCAACAAGAGCCUUAAAGCCCUGGAGACGCGGUUUGGGAGGAAGCUUGCUGUGAUAAGGGGAGAGGUGGAGAGGGAGAUCCAGGCUCUCGUGUCGAAGCGAGAUAAUGUCCACACGCAUCACCCGUACCACGCCUGGGACCCCGUUCCUUCUCUGUCGGCCGCCUCUGCAGCCGGUACACUGAUCAGUCACGAGAAGCUGCUGCUUCAGAUCAACACAGAGAGGGAGAUGGGAAACAUGGAUUACAAGCUGGGGCAGGUCUCCAUCCAUUCAGUGUGGCUGGGUAACAACAUCACUCCUCUGAGGGAGGAAGAGUGGGGUGAGGAUGAGGAGGAUGAGGCGGACACCCCAGCGCCCACCUCUCCCCCAGUCUCCCCCAUUAACUCGAGGAAGCACCGUGCAGGAGUGGACAUUCACUCGUGUUCCCAGUUCCUGCUGGAGCUCUACAGCCAGUGGCUGAUUCCGGGCUCCCCGAGUCACAGGCGAACCCCGACCAUCCUCAUCAGUGAAGUCGUCCGAUCGCUGCUGGCGGUGUCGGACCUGUUCACCGAGCGGAACCAGUUCGACAUGAUGUUCUCCACCCUGAUGGAGCUGCAGAAACUCCACCCUCCCGAAGACGAGAUCCUCAAUCAGUACCUGGUGCCGGCCAUCUGCAAGGCCGCCGCCGUGCUGGGGAUGGACAAAGCGAUCGCCGAGCCGGUGUGCCGCCUGCUGGAGACCACGCUGCGCAGCACCCACCUCCCCAGCCGCAUGGGGGCGCUGCACGGCGUGCUCUACGUGCUGGAGUGCGACCUGCUGGACGACACGGCCAAGCAGCUGAUCCCCACCGUGUCCGAGUACCUCCUGUCCAACCUGAGAGCGAUCGCUCACUGUGUGAACCUGCAUAACCAGCAGCAUGUGUUGGUGAUGUGUGCUGUGGCGUUCUACAUGAUGGAGAACUACCCUCUGGACGUGGGAGCUGAGUUUAUGGCCGGGAUCAUUCAGUUGUGUGGGGUGAUGGUGUCGGCCAGCGAGGACUGCACCCCGUCGGUCAUUUACCACUGCGUGCUCCGCGGCCUGGAGCGCCUCCUGCUGUCGGAGCAGCUGUCCCGCGUGGACGGCGAGGCGCUGGUCAAGCUCAGCGUGGACCGAGUCAACAUGCCGUCGCCGCACAGAGCCAUGGCCGCCCUCGGCCUCAUGCUCACCUGCAUGUACACCGGCAAGGAGAAAGCCAGCCCCGCCGGCCGCCCUGCCCACCCCGACCCUCAGGCCCCCGACAGCGAGUCCAUCAUCGUGGCCAUGGAGAGGGUCUCGGUGCUCUUCGACAGGAUCAGGAAGGGUUUACCCAGCGAGGCAAGAGUCGUCUCCAGGAUCCUGCCCCAGUUUCUGGACGACUUCUUCCCACCACAGGAUGUCAUGAACAAGGUUAUCGGAGAGUUCCUGUCCAAUCAGCAGCCGUACCCUCAGUUCAUGGCCACGGUGGUCUACAAGGUCUUCCAGACUCUUCACGCCACCGGCCAGUCUUCGAUGGUGCGAGACUGGGUGUUGCUGUCUUUGUCCAACUUCACCCAGAGGACUCCGGUGGCCAUGGCCAUGUGGAGCCUGUCCUGCUUCUUCGUCUCUGCCUCCACGUCCCAGUGGAUCUCGGCCCUCCUGCCGCACGUCAUCAGCCGGAUGGGCUCCAGCGAGGUGGUGGACGUCAACCUCUUCUGCCUGGUGGCCAUGGAUUUCUACCGGCACCAGAUCGACGAGGAGCUGGACCGCCGGGCCUUCCAGUCCGUCUUCGAGACGGUGGCGUCGCCGGGCAGCCCGUACCACCAGCUGCUGGGCUGCCUGCAGUCCAUCCACCAGGACACGUCGCUCUGAGGCCACGUCUCCACCCUCACCUCCCCGACCGGAAAAUAAAAAGAAACCCGAGUGUAGCCUCUUCCCCUCCCCCCCUCCUCAGCGAGUCGAGCUGCUGAACCGGUCACGGUGUCGCGCGAGCAGAAGAUGAAGAAGCUUCAGACCUCCACCUCCUCCCCACCCAGCACCUUUUUAUCAGAACUCAAGAAGAAAAAAAACCGUCAACGGAAACACAAAAUUGGAUUUAUUUUCCUGUGAGGACUUGCUUGAGUAUCGUGACGUCGGUAAAGUGAAAAUAGAAAAAAAAAAAGCAAAGUAUUUACUAUAUUUAAAAGUUUCAAGUCAUCUAUUUUUCAGUGAGUUUUGUUGGAGCGCGUAAGCUCCGCUUAGGAAGCUGACAAUGGGCCGACACACGCCUGCUAAAUGUUGUCCAUAGUAUAUUUCAAGAAGUUUUUAUAUUUAAGUUACUCGUGCUCAUUCUGAUACACAACAGUGCGAAAAAUGAAUAAUUUAUGUGUAAGAAUGAUCGCUCAUAGUGAGGUUUCUUUCCCUUUUUUUUGUUUUUUUUGAUGAGAAGCAGGGGAUCGGUGUUGCACUUGUUAGUUUGCUGAAAUUAUUAUAGAUGUUAUAUUGAUAAGACAAAGAACUUAACCCAUGCUGGUCAGUAUUAUAAAAAAAAAUUAAAAAAAAAAAUCUCACUUUUCCAAAAUCACACACAGUUUUAACCCUUGGAGAGCCCAUUAAUCUCCACAUUAAUAACACUGUCAAACAGGAAAGAUACCAAAAUUGCUGCGAUGUUUUUUUUUUUUUUUUUCUUUCAGCGGUAGCCUAAGGGGACGAGCGUCCCUCGUUUGAUUUUAUAUUACUUCCAUCAGUCUCGCUUUCUUUCUUUUUUAAGUUGCAGUCUCGUCUGCUCCAGAGCGCACCUGGACGAUUCCACCUGUAUGUUUCUUGUACUUUUUUUUUUUUUUUUCUUUGUAAUUCUCAGGAUGUAAGAUGUGACCAUGAUAUCGUAGUUGUAAUUUACAGUCCUUGGUACCUUGUAAAAAAAAACAGUCAUUGUAUAGCAACAUGAAAGCCAUGGUGCAUGAAUUAUAUAAAGGCGAGAGGGCUCAGAGAGAAAGCGACACAUCAGAGACUCGGCAGGCGGCAGAAUGCAGAAAGCUCCAAGCUUCCAGAGUUUUACUAAAGACUGCGCGUCCCGGCGGGGCGCUGGGGUUCGUUACUCUGUACAUACACUUGCCUUAGAGAAAAGACUGAACACGUAUGUCCUGUACACUGAACGCUUGAAAGCAUGUUUAACAUUACCGCUUCUUUUUUUUCCCUUUUCUUUUUCUUGCGUCGUCUUUAACGCUGUUUCCAUGGAUACGUUUGCCAUGACUGUUGUGUGAGAGAGAUGCAACACAAUCCAAAGGGAGCCUUUGUAACCUUAGCGACCAACAGCCAGCAUUGACAAAUCAACAGACGGGGACGUGCAGCGUGGCGGGGCCGCGGCGCAGCGGCCGGUUUUAUCUGUGUUUGUUGAGCUUUAAUUAGUUUCAGUGGAGAAACGGUCAAUAUUUCAUCCUCUCUGUGCAGAAUACUGAACACAUGCAGCACUUAAAAACUUGAAGUUCUUGAUGUCGACGUUAGGCGCUUUCUUGAUAUGCAACGAGUCCUGCGGAAAUGAACACCACGGCAGGUUGUAUGCUAACUAUGUUACCACUUUCCAACCUUCGAGGCAAACGACUGGUUUCCUUUCAUGUUGAAAUAAUGUGUCCACCCAACAGAAACCGCUGGAGUCCCCACCGGAGCAGAUUAAAGAAGCCCGAGCGAGGCUCGUUUUCAGACUCAUUUUUAAUUUGUGGGGAAGUGAAGUGACAGAAAGCCUCCCUCCUCCAUGCACUACUUAAGAAUGAAAUAUUUCUUAAAGAGUAGAGAAAUGUCUUUCCAGCUUGGUGUCUUCUCCUGGUGGAAGAGGAGCAGGGAACCCCCUGCAGGGGGGGUAAUACGAUUAGCCAGAAAUCUUUUGUGGUUUUGGGAGAAGGGCGUGUGUACAAAGGUCAUGCUCAAUCGAUUUAACACGCUCGCUUCGGGAAGAAUGAACUCCGAGGAGUAACUUUAGGGCCACGUUUUGUCUGCUGAGUACAUUACACGGCUCCUGAUGUCCACUUUGUGCUGAGCAUGAUUGAGCUUUACUUUAAAAGUCGUCCUUUCUAG